UGAAAUGAUGAGUUACGAUUUUAGAUUUUUUGUCGGGGCUUCUCUCUCGCUCGGGGCGAGAAAGAAGAGGUCAGCUGAGGGGGAACGAGAGAAAGAGCGGGGGAGUCAAGAGUCAAGACUCAAGACUCGAGGGAAGGAGAGAAAGAGGCGAAGCAGCCUCGAUUAAUCUUCGUCCAUCAAGAAUUUUUUCUCUGAAAAACGAAGAUAUUCUUCCAUCUACAUUUCCUGUGCAAGGUUGAGGUUAUAUAAUUGACGAAUCAUUAAUGUCUCUCUUUCUCUCUCAGCAAUCAAUCUUCUCCUUCUAGCGAUCUCUCGGGCGAUGUCCCUCGAGGUUAGGUUACGUUAGGUUUAGGGUUUGUGAGAUAAUUUGUCUUCUGAGCUUGACUCGUAGACGGAGCUUCGUCUUCUCUAGUAAGAUUGUUUCCAUGGGUUACUAGAUGAUCAUCUUGUAACUUCUGCCGAUCACCUCAAUUGACGUUGUCAAGUGACCUACCUGAGAUGCUGGUUUUGGCAAGGACAAAUCCGUUGAUUCAUCCCCAUUUAGACUACCGGGUUUUUUAUUUUUUAUUUUAUUUUUUUAUUUUUUUUAUUUUUUUUAUUUUUUUAAAUUGUGAUCUCAACGAUUAGGAUUACGGUUAGGGAUUGAAAGGAUGGACAAUUCAGUCAGCAAUUCCGACUCGUACAGGAAUUCUUCCGGCAGCAGUAGUAAUUUGAGACGAUACGGAAUGCAUUUCUCUGCUGCAAAUUUCAUCCAGGCGCCUCUGUCGGCUCUGUUGGAAUAUUCUGGUAUUCUUCGUACUCGGUCAAAUCAUCAGGAAAUAGAGGGUUUAAUCAAUGGAGGAAUUAAUUCUGGUUUCCGAGACCAAAUUCAGAGCCGGCUGGAUGAUCCUGCUGCAGGGGCAAGUGGCAGCGGUGGGGAGGUUUCCAUUAGGAUAAUUGGUGCUGGAGAACAAGAGCAUGUCAGGUUGGGAACAAACCUCCCAAGUUCAUCAGCCGUUGGGAGAGAGGCAAAUUCUGGUGACACCGGAGUAUCCGCUGGCCAGAUGGCGGCACCAGCGGCAACUUCAUCAGAUCGUCAGGGGGAUGCUGCCAAUGAUGGCGGGAGUGCAGAAGGGCUUUCUUCAUCAUCUUCGGCUUCAAUCUCCGGCGUCGAUUUGGGUAAUGGUAGCACAGAUGGUGAGGGAGGUAAUGUUCUGGGCGGAAAUACGAGGGAUACUUCUUACCAUAGAUACGAUAUUCAGCAGGUUGCAAGGUGGAUUGAGCAGAUUCUCCCCUUCUCUUUGCUCUUAUUGGUUGUAUUUAUCCGGCAGCAUUUGCAAGGUUUCUUUGUCACAAUCUGGAUUGCUGCAGUAAUGUUCAAGUCCAAUGACAUUCUAAGAAAGCAGACAGCUCUAAAGGGAGAGAGAAAAAUUUCUGUCCUUAUCGGCAUCACGAUUGUUUUCAUGCUCCACGUGGUUGGUGUUUACUGGUGGUUUCGAAAUGAAGAUCUUCUAUAUCCAUUGAUCAUGCUUCCUCCAAAAGCAAUACCACCUUUCUGGCAUGCUAUAUUCAUGAUAAUGGUGAAUGACACUAUGGUGCGGCAGGCAGCUAUGGUUUUCAAGUGUAUUCUACUGAUGUAUUAUAAAAACAGUAGAGGCCGGAAUUAUCGUAAGCAGGGUCAAAUGCUAACUCUAGUUGAGUAUCUGCUGCUGCUGUAUCGUGCUUUAUUACCAACUCCUGUCUGGUACCGGUUUUUCUUGAACAAGGAGUAUGGAAGCCUUUUCUCAUCACUAACUACAGGGUUGUACCUAACAUUUAAGCUUACGUCAGUUGUUGAGAAGGUCCAAUCAUUCUUUGCUGCUUUAAAGGCAUUAUCUCGAAAAGAGGUCCACUAUGGUUCUUAUGCCACAUCAGAUCAGGUCAAUGCAGCUGGUGAUCUUUGUGCUAUUUGCCAGGAGAAGAUGCAUGCUCCAAUCUUACUUCGCUGUAAACAUAUAUUUUGUGAAGACUGUGUAUCAGAGUGGUUCGAACUCUGCUACUGUGCUGGACUUUACUUUUACUGCCAGAUUUGACCUACAGGAACUACAGCUCCUAGUUGCUGUUGUAUCAGAGUGUUUUCCAGUUGCAAUCACAAGUCCUGGGUAUUGCGAUUCUCCCUUCUAAGCCCCAGGUUGAUCCAUGCUGGUGUGAGAGAGCUCCAUCAAAACUAUCGAAGCUGCCUCCUUUGUUUCUGGUUCUGACGCAGGUUGAAGAAGAGUCGUGAGUUGCUCCUUUUCUGUCUUUGAAUUCAGAUUUUCCACUAUGCCCUUCACUUUGACUCCAAUUUUUUUAUAUCCCCUGUUACUAUUUUACUUCCUAUUGUAGCCUAUCAAAUUACUAUUAAUUCCUUUUAAGUCCAUCUUCCAAACAGCUCAUUAAUAAUCUAUAUUUACAAGUCUACCACUCUUAUUAUUUCUGUUUAUUUACAAUACUGCCACUGCCUUUGAUUCUUGGGUACUCCUAUUUGGAUGGGCUAUUAAGCGAACCGAACCGGGUUUUCUUAAACCCCGGUUCUGCAUUAUUGUUUCUCCUAUUUUAACCCUAAUGUUUAAUUAGAUAUAGGUUUUGGGUUUGCCACCAAUAGGUUCACACCCCUUCUGACUGCAAGACCACUCCCAUUUGUCUUCCAACAAAAACAAAAUAUUUUUUUCAAAUAAUUUAUGGCAAUAUUCAGAAGACCUAAAAUGGAAGCGACAAUACGUUAUCAGUUUAUCACCAGUUUAAAAUUUGCUAGUUUGUCAUGUCAAAGUACUGCAUUGAGAUCUUGGAUGGUAGUUAGGACUUGGGCAUGAGUCCUAGUCACAUACAAGUACCUUAAUGAAGUUGGGGUGUGACAAUUGUGAUAUUGAUCAGCUUGUGUUCACAACAAAGAAUGCCAAGAAUAAGCAGGUCGAAUCUGAGGCUUUCUGUCGAGAGAAGCUGGGGUGUUUGUAUCUCAGUGAAAUUGGUGAAGGAAGUGGCACCAUCAACUUCUCUGAAAUUGAGAUGAUGUCACCAUAGAGGAGGGGCCACAGCUAUAUCUGUUGAUCCAUUGGGCUCGCGAGCCACUCUUUAACUUGGCCAGUGCAGGCUACGACUUCAAGCUCACCAAAGCUCAAAGAACAACUGAUUUUGAAAUCGCCAAUCAGUACACUGAAGGUUCCAUUCUUGUUAUCGAGUCUUCCCUUGUUUGUACUUUUCCUGUAUUUCCUUCUUUUAGUGAAGUUCCGAACUUUCUAUACAUUGAGUCUAUAGUUCUCCCAGAUAUCAAUGAAAGUUUUGAUAUUGAGUAA
Messenger RNA from Macadamia integrifolia, 3290 nucleotides. RefSeq names its product RING finger and transmembrane domain-containing protein 2-like. Gene Ontology annotation, molecular function: ubiquitin protein ligase activity; metal ion binding. Gene Ontology annotation, biological process: positive regulation of ERAD pathway. Lineage: Eukaryota; Viridiplantae; Streptophyta; Magnoliopsida; Proteales; Proteaceae. The coding region runs from base 651 to 2051 and encodes 466 amino acids. The record is from RefSeq and is a predicted model, not a curated record. The transcript is spliced from 8 exons.